Molecule: messenger RNA, 549 nt
Organism: Arctia plantaginis
Lineage: Eukaryota; Metazoa; Arthropoda; Insecta; Lepidoptera; Erebidae
Source: the annotation of a GenBank genome assembly
AUGACUAGUGUCAGCAUAAUAUUUUCAGUAUCAAUUAUUCUCAUAUUGUCACCCACCAUUAUAUCAGAGAGCGACUCGUAUCCAAAAGAACCAUACCGACCCCUGGGCCCAUUAGUUAAAUGCAAGUUUUUGCCCCUGGAGUUUCUCGAUUGCGAUGAACCGAUCGAUCAUAAAGGAAACCACACAGCUAGAGAUGCAAUAGGACAUGGCUGCGUAAAGUUUGGAGGCGUAAGAUACGACCAAGUCGAAAGAACAAAAGUGCAAUGCAAAGCUCUUGAUGGAAUCGAGUGUUUUGGAAGCAGGAGCUUUCUGCGAGAUGGUUUCCCUUGCGUACGAUAUUCUGGACAUUAUUUUACGACUACAUUGAUAUACAGUAUUCUAUUAGGAUUUUUAGGAAUGGACAGGUUUUGUCUAGGACAAACAGGUACAGCUGUGGGUAAACUUCUAACGUUAGGGGGGUUAGGUAUAUGGUGGAUUGUAGAUGUAGUGUUACUGAUAACGAAUAGUUUGCAUCCAGAGGAUGGCAGUAAUUGGAAUCCCUAUGUUUAG